AUAUCCUCUUCUCGUUCAAAUGUCUCCAGCAUGGAUGUUUGUGUACGUCGAUUGUACGCAUCAACCUGGACCGUUUGGCGUGAGGCUAUCCUGUAUCGUGUUCGAAUCGCUGAUCUCUCCCGACUGGCUGUGUGUCGUUGGGCUCUCUGUCUGCAGGCGCGAAUUUGGGCUGCCUGGCGUCGCUAUUUGACUGGCAGACGAGCAAAACGAGUCCGGGAGUUAGAGAUGGUGACCAAGCACCAGGAAUCGCAAAGAUGCCAAUCACUAGCCGCUUUCCUUGCAGCCGGGCUUGGCCUGCGUGCCAGGCGUCAAAGUCUUAUUUGCUGUGAAAUUUGGAAAAACGAUCAAAGACUAUUUUACCUAACUCUGCGAUUAGCAACCAAGUGGCGCCUGCUCGCAUUUCGCAGGAAACAUGACCCUACGCUGUCAGCUCGUCUUCCUUUGACAAACCCAGAUUUGGGGCUAGAGAUUUCUGAAUAUUGCAAACAAAAACUCUCCUCUGGACAUUGGCCGAAUUCUCUGACUUAUGUAAAAACGCCCCUCUCUCACCCUCGGCCUCAUAUACCUGAUUUUCUCAUCCCUGCUUUAUUAGACAGGGGCCUUUAUGAACCACUUCACGAAGAACUGACCUCCAGGCAGAAGUCGGAACCUGAUGAGCCAGGUUAG
Messenger RNA from Protopolystoma xenopodis, 666 nucleotides. The record is from the annotation of a GenBank genome assembly. Lineage: Eukaryota; Metazoa; Platyhelminthes; Monogenea; Polystomatidea; Polystomatidae.